Molecule: messenger RNA, 2248 nt
Organism: Daucus carota subsp. sativus
Lineage: Eukaryota; Viridiplantae; Streptophyta; Magnoliopsida; Apiales; Apiaceae
Product: chaperonin CPN60-2, mitochondrial
Exons: 18
Coding region: 217-1950 (577 amino acids)
Biological process (GO): protein refolding
Cellular component (GO): cytosol; mitochondrion
Molecular function (GO): ATP-dependent protein folding chaperone; ATP binding
Source: RefSeq, a predicted model, not a curated record
AAACCCCUAAAACCCUAAAACUCUUUCUUCUAGACUCUUCUCUUCCUCCCCAGCUCUUGAAAUAAAUAGCCUGCGUUGCUCUCAUCUCCUCACUUCAACCAUACAACAUUUGUGCUUCUUGUACAUCCACAUAAAUCUCAAUUUGCCUACAGUAAUUAGCUUCUGUAUUGAAGCAGACAUUCAAUCUGAUCAUUCUUCUGCAACCUCAGAGCAGUCAUGUAUAGAUUUGCAGCCAAUCUUGCCUCUAAAGCACGGAUUGCUACAAGCAGCACCCAACAGAUUGGGAGUAGGUUAAGUUUGAGCAGAAAUUAUGCGGCCAAGGAUAUUAGAUUUGGGAUUGAAGCCCGGGCUUUGAUGCUUAAAGGUGUUGAAGAGCUAGCUGAUGCAGUUAGAGUAACUAUGGGUCCUAAGGGGCGUACUGUUGUUAUCGAACAAUCUUAUGGGGCGCCAAAAGUUACAAAAGAUGGGGUGACUGUUGCUAAGAGCAUCGAGUUCAAGGACAAAGUUAAGAACAUUGGGGCAAGCCUCGUCAAACAGGUUGCAAAUGCCACCAAUGAUGUUGCUGGUGAUGGAACUACUUGUGCCACUGUCCUCACCCGUGCAAUAUUUACGGAAGGUUGCAAGUCAGUUGCAGCUGGUAUGAAUGCCAUGGACCUUAGACGUGGCAUUACAAUGGCUGUAGAUGCCGUGGUAACCAAUUUGAAAAGUAGAGCACGGAUGAUAAGCACAUCUGAAGAAAUAGCACAGGUUGGAACUAUAUCUGCAAAUGGAGAAAGAGAGAUUGGUGAGUUGAUAGCUAAGGCAAUGGAAAGAGUUGGCAAGGAGGGAGUAAUAACAAUCCAGGAUGGGAAAACAUUGUAUAAUGAAUUGGAAGUCGUUGAAGGAAUGAAGCUCGAUAGGGGUUACAUAUCCCCGUAUUUCAUUACAAAUCAAAAGAACCAGAAAUGCGAGUUGGACGACCCUCUAAUCUUGAUUCAUGAGAAGAAAAUCUCUAGCAUAAAUGCAGUGGUGAAAGUACUAGAGCUGGCUUUAAAGAAACAAAGGCCUCUUUUGAUAGUUGCCGAAGAUGUUGAUAGUGAAGCACUUGCAACGCUAAUUCUCAACAAACUACGUGCAGGAAUAAAGGUCUGUGCAAUUAAAGCUCCUGGGUUCGGUGAAAACAGAAAGGCUAAUCUCCAGGAUCUCGCUGUUCUUACUGGAGGCCAGGUUAUAACGGAAGAACUUGGUAUGAACCUUGAUAACGUGGAGUUGGAUAUGUUUGGCUCAUGCAAAAAGAUCACAAUAUCUAAGGAUGACACUGUUGUUCUUGAUGGGGCUGGUGAGAAAAAGUCAAUAGAAGAGAGGUGUGAACAGAUAAGAUCAUCAAUCGAAUUGAGUACUUCUGAUUAUGAUAAAGAGAAAUUUCAAGAAAGAUUAGCUAAGCUUUCUGGUGGUGUUGCCGUCCUGAAGAUUGGAGGAGCUAGUGAAACUGAAGUCGGUGAAAAAAAAGAUAGAGUUACAGAUGCGCUUAAUGCCACAAAGGCUGCUGUAGAGGAAGGAAUUGUGCCAGGUGGUGGUGUUGCUCUUCUUUAUGCAGCCAAAGAAUUAGAUAAGUUGCCAACAGCCAACUUUGAUCAGAAAAUUGGUGUACAAAUUAUCCAGAAUGCCCUAAAGACACCAGUACACACCAUUGCCUCAAAUGCUGGGGUAGAGGGUGCUGUGGUUGUUGGCAAGCUGUUGGAGCAGGACGACCCUGAUCUUGGGUAUGAUGCUGCCAAAGGUGCUUAUGUUGAUAUGGUCAAAGCUGGGAUUAUUGACCCGUUGAAAGUAAUAAGAACAGCAUUGGUUGAUGCAGCAAGUGUAUCUUCCUUGAUGACAACUACGGAGGCAAUCGUCGUUGAACUUCCCAAGGAUGAAAAGGACAUACCUAUGGGUGGUGGCAUGGGCGGUAUGGGUGGCAUGGACUAUUGAUAGUCAUGCUGGCUAACAAGUCCAGACCUACAUUACAGUGAAUACAGGGGGCUUAACCCAUUAGGUUAGGAUAGUUAUAUGUUGGGGCAAAAACGCCCCACAUGUAAUAAUCACGCCAGCAAAGAGAUUGAUAAUUUCGGGAUUUGUAGGCUUCUCAGCUAUCUGAGGAUGUGUUUUUUCGAGAACUUGAUGGCACUUCUGUUGUGUUCUUGUAUGCUUUAGGCAAUUUUAAGAACUCAAUUCUCUGGGCUUGUUUGUAUCACUGAGAAUAAUAAAAAAAACUAUAUGGUUUGUUAAA